AUGAUUGCAUCGCAAAAGGGGCAUGUUGCCGUUGUGAAUUAUUUGAUACAGAAGGGAGCCAUCGUUACUGAAAGGAACAAUAACGGGAAGACACCUCUGCAUAUUGCCGCUGAAAGAGGGAAUGUUGAAACUGUAGAGUGUAUUUUCAAGAACCUAGCCAAAGUCAGUACAGAAGGAGAUUUGUGUCCCAAAAUUGCUGCGUCUAAUCUUUUUGUUACUGAGGUUAGAAAAGUAAGUUCUGCUCCUCAUUCUUCGAGGUGUUUUCGCAUUUUGUAUGUCGGAAGAGCGGAAGCGGCUUUAGCUAUUGCUUCGCUAAAUGGCCACACUAACGUUGUAAAAUAUCUAAUCAAAAAAGGAGCGGAUAUUAACGUGGAAAAUAGUGACGGGUGGACACCGUUGAUGAUGGCGUCAUACAAUGGGUGCUUGGCGGUUGCUAAGGUUUUGGUAGAGAAGCAUGCUGACAUAAGCAAAGUUAACAAAAAAUUGGAGACCGCAGUGCACAUCGCAGCGAAAAGUGGGAAGAUUAGCAUUGUAAGACUGCUGAUCGAAAGCGGUGGAAACGCUGAUGCGAAAGACAACGAAGGGGUAUAG
Enterobius vermicularis (human pinworm) is the source of this 591-nucleotide messenger RNA. The record is from the annotation of a GenBank genome assembly. NCBI's taxonomy places the organism in Eukaryota, Metazoa, Nematoda, Chromadorea, Rhabditida, Oxyuridae.